Molecule: messenger RNA, 657 nt
Organism: Vitis riparia (riverbank grape)
Lineage: Eukaryota; Viridiplantae; Streptophyta; Magnoliopsida; Vitales; Vitaceae
Product: 40S ribosomal protein S27-2-like
Exons: 4
Coding region: 104-364 (86 amino acids)
Biological process (GO): ribosomal small subunit assembly; translation
Cellular component (GO): cytosolic small ribosomal subunit; ribosome
Molecular function (GO): RNA binding; structural constituent of ribosome
Source: RefSeq, a predicted model, not a curated record
CACAUAUAUAUAUAUAUAUACCAAGCGCCCGAAAUCUUUUCCUGCUCCGCUGCUGCUUGACUUUGGUAGGAGGGUUUCAGCUUCUGCUAAAGUUUCUACCAAGAUGGUUCUUCCAAACGAUAUUGAUUUGCUGAACCCGCCGGCGGAGCUGGAGAAGAGGAAGCACAAACUCAAACGCCUUGUUCAGUCCCCCAAUUCCUUCUUCAUGGAUGUGAAAUGCCAAGGCUGCUUCAACAUAACCACUGUUUUUAGCCACUCCCAGACUGUGGUAGUUUGCGGUAACUGCCAGUUAGUGCUGUGCCAACCAACAGGUGGGCGUUCCAGGCUCACGGAGGGCUGCUCUUUCAGGAAAAAGGGGGACUAAGGGUGCUCCUCUUUUACCCUUUUUUUGUUAGUCAGGAUGACAAUGGAACUUGAUUUUUGUUUUUCUUUUGGUAUAAUAGUUGAGGGAUUUACAACACUACUUGGCCUUACGUUGCUAAUUUAGGUUUUCCUUGAUGCCAUUGAAAGAUUGGAGUUUCUUGUCAGUAUUUUGGCUUGAAUUUUAUAGUUCUAGGUUUUUCUCAUUGCCCAAAUUCUACUUGAUAUUGUGCUAUCGUGAAUGGUGCAGUCUAUCCUCGUGACCAUCAAUAUGAAAAUGAUAGUUUCUUGCCAGUA